AGAAUCACAACCGCCUCAAUGAGUACAUCGCCCAUUACGAGCCUCUGUCCUACGAUCACCGGGACGUCCACAAGGCCCAUCUCAGGGCGAGGAGGUCGGUGGUCAAGGAUAAUGCCGUCCACUUAUCGUUCGCCGCGCACGGCCGCAACUUCAACCUGCGACUCAAGAGGGACUUAGCAGUGUUCAGUGAUAAUUUGGAGGUCCACGGAACGGACGGGAAGCCCAUACAAGUGGAUUCCUCACAUAUUUACCAUGGACACAUCGUCGGCGAUUCGGAUAGUUCGGUGUUCGGUUCAGUGAUGGACGGCGUCUUCGAGGGUAAAAUCAUAACGAACAAGGAUUCGUAUUACGUGGAGAAGGCGCACCACUACUUUCCGCACGACCUCCAUCCGAACAGGACGUUCCAUUCUGUGAUUUACAAGGAGCACCACGUCGACGAUCCCUACAAGAAUGAGCGUGAAGGGCAUUCCGGUGGUUGCGGCAUAAACGACGAGGUGUCCCAAUGGAUGGACUCGAUACAGAACGGCGUGGAGGAUGAGGCUCCGCCGAAGACGAAGAGGUUCAGAGAAAACAAGAAAACUGCCAAAAAAACCUCAUCGUCUUCAUCCACUGCUACUACUUCUUCAUACUUGGAGGAUAAUAGAGAGGACGACAUUAGUAAAUAUUCGAGGGAGGCGAACGAGGCGCCUCAUAAUAGUAGAUUUCGCAGGGCGACCAGAAGGGACGAGAACAAAAAGACCUGCUCGCUGUUCAUCCAAACUGAUCCCCUCAUCUGGAGGCACAUACGGGAAGGAUUCCCCGAGCAUUUGGAUCCGCGGAAGGAAGCUGAAGUGAACGAGAAGACGAGGGAGGAGAUUCUGUCGCUCAUCGCGCAUCACGUCACUGCCGUUAAUUAUAUUUAUCGUGAUACGAAAUUCGAUGGACGCGUCGAGCACAGGGAUAUAAAGUUCGAGGUGCAGAGGAUAAAGAUCGACGACGACUCGUCUUGCCGCUGCGUACACUGCGAGAUCAAUCAGUUCUGCAUGGAGAACAUCGACGUGAGCAAUUUCCUGAAUAUCCAUUCGUUAGGGAAUCACGAGGACUUUUGCCUCGCGUACGUCUUCACGUACCGCGAUUUCACCGGAGGCACCUUGGGGUUGGCCUGGGUGGCAUCAGCGUCGGGAGCUUCCGGAGGGAUCUGCGAAAAGUACAAGACUUACACGGAGACGAUCGGAGGGAUGUACCAAAGCACGAAGCGCUCUCUGAACACCGGUAUAAUCACGUUCGUCAACUACAACAGUCGGGUGCCGCCGAAGGUUUCGCAGCUCACGUUAGCUCACGAGAUCGGUCACAAUUUUGGAUCACCCCACGAUUAUCCGCCGGAAUGCAGACCGGGUGGACUGAACGGAAACUUUAUUAUGUUCGCGUCCGCGACGAGCGGAGAUCGUCCGAACAACAGCAAGUUCUCCAGCUGCAGCGUCGGGAACAUCUCGAAUGUCCUGGACGCGAUCAACGACAGCAAGAAGAGGAAUUGUUUCACCGCUUCCGCGGGUGCUUUCUGCGGCAACAAGAUUGUUGAGGCUGGAGAGGAAUGCGACUGUGGAUACGACGACAAGGAAUGCCACGACAGUUGCUGCUAUCCGAGGAUCGUGAGCGCGGAGGAUCGCAAGUUGAACUCGAGCGCGAAAGGGUGUCAACGGAGAGCAGGGACCCAGUGCAGUCCGAGUCAAGGGCCAUGCUGCAGCGGCGACACCUGCCAUUUCAUACCAGCGUGGAAGAUGGAGGUGUGCAAAACGGAAUCGGACUGCUCCAGGUCAUCGAAAUGCAACGGGCUUUCGGCGGAGUGUCCCGCACCGAGUCCGAGACCUGACAAGACGAGAUGCAACAACGGCACUCAACUGUGCAUCGCCGGUGAUUGCAGCGGUUCCAUCUGCUUGGAGUGGAAUCUCACUGCUUGCUCGCUGACAUCGCAGGACACACCUAACAUUGACAAGAGGCAGCUGUGCGAGUUGGCGUGCCAGAACGGCACGGACAAGUGUCGGAGUACCAGCGAAUUCGCGCAUCUUGUCGGACUUCCGCCUGGCGGUAUCAGCUUAAGGCCCGGCUCUCCCUGCGACAACUUCCAGGGAUACUGCGAUGUGUUCCUGAAAUGCCGAGCGGUGGACGCGGACGGUCCCCUGGUGCGGCUCAUGAAUCUUCUCUUCAACAAAGAAACUCUCCUGACGGUUGCCCAAUGGAUCACGGAGUACUGGUGGGCCGUCCUCCUCAUGGGAAUCCUCUUCAUUAUAUUCAUGGGACUCUUCAUCAAGUGCUGCGCGGUGCACACUCCCUCCUCGAAUCCAAAGAAACCUCCAGCUAGACGCAUCAGCGAAACGUUGCGUCGACCCAUGAACACGCUACGGCGAAUGCGGAAUCAUCACAGCGGCGGAGGCGUACAUCAUCCUGGUGGACACAGUGCCGGACAUCCGGGACAGGUCCGGAGGGGCGAAAGAUCUAGUCGGCCCACGGGCAGCCACGGACCCCGACACGGGUACGGGGAGGGCAGGGGACAGCAGUACGCCCCCAAAGAUUAUUAUCCAGUAGCAACUGCACCCCCAGGUCGAUCGCACGCGUACGCCGGUGCCUAUAGGAACACGUUCGAGAUGCAGAAGGUCUGACAGGACGGUGGGGCCAGGGAAACGACCCGGGUAUCGCCACCUCCAGAAUACCCGGGUGGACCCAUGGCCAACAUCCAGUUCGAAGGUCCGCCCUUCAAUUCGGCCCCCAUCACAAACAACACCACCACUUCAACCAAUAACAACAACAACAACAUUAACCGCCCAGGAACCUCCUCCACCAGCAAUAAUCUUUCAGGCGAGAGGACUUAGAAGGAGGAAACCAGCAACAGGAGAAGAAGAGAGACGAUUCAAAAAAGGAAGAUGAAGAAGGAAAUGAAGGUCCAGCUGUGAUUGCUACACGAGAACUGAAAGAAAAUAACAUGAAAAUCCAACAUAGAAUAACAACAACAAUAACAUACGAAAGACUCGAUUUUUUUAGUGCGUGUAGUGCGAACCAAAUCUACGGUCAAAACAAAACAAAACAAAGAAAGAUCGCGAUUCUUUCGAGAAACAAAAGAAAAACGGGUGCAUUCGAAUUUUUAGUCACCUUUUUUAAACAAAAAUAUUAUAUAUAUAUAUUAUUUUGUUUCUAUUUAGAGAGAAAAGCAAAAUAUU
Nicrophorus vespilloides is the source of this 3191-nucleotide messenger RNA. RefSeq names its product disintegrin and metalloproteinase domain-containing protein 10 (gene kuz). Gene Ontology annotation, cellular component: plasma membrane. The record is from RefSeq and is a predicted model, not a curated record. Gene Ontology annotation, molecular function: metalloendopeptidase activity. Gene Ontology annotation, biological process: membrane protein ectodomain proteolysis; Notch signaling pathway. NCBI's taxonomy places the organism in Eukaryota, Metazoa, Arthropoda, Insecta, Coleoptera, Silphidae.